Messenger RNA from Cornus florida, 531 nucleotides. RefSeq lists its product as uncharacterized. The record is from RefSeq and is a predicted model, not a curated record. Bases 1 to 531 code for a protein of 176 amino acids. The transcript is spliced from 4 exons. Lineage: Eukaryota; Viridiplantae; Streptophyta; Magnoliopsida; Cornales; Cornaceae.
AUGCACACAGCACUUAGAGAACUUGGUCCAUGUGGUUGGUACUUUGAUAGUGGUUGCUCUAGGCAUAUGACAGGGGAUAGAACAUUGUUUACCACUUUUAAGGAAUGCUCAGUUGGUACUGUUACUUUUGGUGAUGGUAAUGCUGCUACUGAAAGUGGUAAAAGUAAGAUCAAAUUUUCAAAUAUUGAGGAGUUAAAGAAUGUUCUAUAUGUUAAAGGUUUAACUGUUAAUCUAUUGAGUAUUAGUCAAAUCUAUCCCUCACUAAUGUGUUUUUCUGCAGUUACUGAUGAGGCAGUUUUGUGGCAUAAAAGACUUGGACAUGGAUAUCGAAUUAAUCAGAUUAGGAGUAACAAUGGAGGAGAAAGGAAAGAACCUACAAUUCAUAAGGAAGAAAGAGUUGAGAAUUUAGAUGGAGAAGGUGAAGAGGUUAAAGAAGAUGAGGAUGAGGAAUUAGAGGUUACCACUGAUGAACCUAUAGGAAUUCCUGCACCAUCCUUAGAUAUUCCCACAUCUAGCAAUUCUAGAGUUUGA